AUGACGAAGUCGAUAUCAACAACCUCAGCCGCAGAGGAACAAUCGCAUGAAGUGGUUUACAAAUCAUGGGAUCUUCUCAUCUAUGAGAUCUGGGUUCUCGGAAUCGUCAGCACCUGGGCUUGGGGAUGCAGCACGACCAAAUAUCUCCUCCCGCAGUUUCGCUCCAACGUUGGCAAAAACCACCUCGACAUUGGCAGCGGGACUGGUUAUUAUCUUCGAAAAGGAGGCAUAUCACCAUCUACGAAGCUGACUCUUCUCGACCUUGAACGGCCAGCACUCGAUGUCGGCCUGAAACGGUCGGGUAGGCCCGAUGCGAGAGGAAUACUAGCUGAUAUCUUGAAGCCGCUUCCUGUCCAAGACAAGUUCGACUCAAUCUCCAUGUACUACUUGCUCCACUGCAUCCCUGCAACUGUACAGCAGAAGUGCAACAUCUUUUCACACAUCAAGGACAACAUGACUGCCGACGGUGUCAUCCAUGGAGCCAACGUGUUGGGAAAGGGCGUUCGAAAGGAUAACCGCUUCGCAGCGUAUGUGCGGCGCUGUGUUCUAAAAGCUGGGAUCUUCCAUAACUUGGAAGAUAACGCCUACGACUUUGAGCAUGCUUUGAGGCAAAAUUUUGAAGACGUCCAGACGUGGGUGGUUGGAUCUGUCUUCAUGUUUAGGGCGGCCAAGCCCAAGCUGUGA
Arthroderma uncinatum is the source of this 684-nucleotide messenger RNA. Its product is annotated as putative VrtF. NCBI's taxonomy places the organism in Eukaryota, Fungi, Ascomycota, Eurotiomycetes, Onygenales, Arthrodermataceae. The transcript has a single exon. The coding region runs from base 1 to 684 and encodes 227 amino acids. The record is from RefSeq and is a predicted model, not a curated record. Gene Ontology annotation, molecular function: methyltransferase activity.